UGUAGGGAAAACAUUAGGUUGUUUUUUUGUGACAAAUGAUCUAAUUUAGGAAGGAGAAAUUGUUAAGUGGGCCCAUUGCACUUUCUAUUUGGACUCCUCCUUCCCCUUCGCGGUGAACUCUAAUUACCGCUCCUAGUUAUUUGGUGGGGAGCGCGAGAGUGAGAGCGAGGGACAGAAACAGAGCAGGAGAUUGUAAUUGAUUGGGUUCGGUUCGCACCUUGCCUGUCGUUACCCAGGAAAAGUGGCUCAGAGACGCGGAGAGACAGCGAGUCAGAAGUGUCCGUGCAGCCUGCAGCUCUGCGGGCGACAUGCGGCCAGAGACGCACCUGUGAUCCGAGCGGCGGACCAUCUUUACCGCCCACGCAGCUUCUCCUUUCCCUCCUCCGGCUCAGCACUGCGUCUCAAUAAAAUAACCGAUCGGUCAGGUGUCACCACGAUAAGGCGUGAGGCUGCCAUGACCUCCGGGGACGACUCUAACGUGCGGAGGCGCAGUCCGUUGGACCAGCUGCCGCCGCCGGCCAACUCCAACAAGCCGCUGACGCCUUUCGGCAUCGAGGACAUUCUCAACAAGCCAUCGGUGAGGAGGAGCUUCUCCCUGAGCGGCACGCCGCAACACUUCUCCGACAAGAAGCUGCUCUCGGAAGGCCACGGCCUGUCCAGCCGGGCGCUGCUCAGCCAGACCUCCCCGCUCUGCGCGCUGGAGGAGCUGGCCAGCAAAACCUUCAAGGGCUUGGAAGUCAGCGUGCUGCAGGCAGCCGAGGGCCGGGACGGUCUGGCGGUCUUCGGCCAAAGAAACAACCCCAAAAAAAGGCGAAAGUCCCGCACGGCGUUCACCAACCACCAGAUCUACGAGCUGGAGAAACGCUUCCUUUACCAGAAGUAUUUGAGUCCGGCCGACCGAGACCAGAUCGCCCAGCAGCUCGGUCUGACCAACGCGCAGGUCAUCACCUGGUUCCAGAACCGGCGGGCCAAGCUUAAGCGGGACCUGGAGGAGAUGAAGGCGGACGUGGAGUCCGCCAAGGUCGCGGGCACCGUGGCCAUCGAGAAGCUCUCCAAGCUGGCCGAGCUGGAGAAGUGUGCGGCCGGCGUUCUGGGCGCGGGGGCCGUAUCCGACCGGGUCUCCUCGCGGCCACGGUGCGACAACACGAAGGGCCUCGACUACAGCAGAGCGCGCGUGUUGUCUCCCUCGCCCGCGUCGUCCUGGUGCACAGACCGGCUGGGCAGCUGCUCGGCGGAUGAAAAUGACGAGAUUGACGUGGACGACUAAACAAACAAUUGCGUAGCGGUGUGAAAUGUCAAACAACGCCAUGUUAGCGGACAGAGCGAAUUGCAUCCUUCAAGCGCGGACGCGGAGCAAAGCUUACAACCGCCUCGGUGCUUUUGACCCGCUGCUUUCUGCGGGACCACACGCGUGCUCAAGAGAUAUAUUCACAAGGGACGCCUUCUGCUCACAACCUCCGUGACACGUCAAGUCAUAUUCUCUCUGGAUCUGACGUUGAAAUUAUCAAAGGGCAUCUUAUUGCAAAUCUUUUUUUAAUAAGCCCAAAUGACCAAACGCAGAACAUGGGCAAACAAACCCGAUAUUUCUAUAUUUAUAAUGCUUUGUACCAUUUAAGUGCCUUUGGGACAGAACGCAAAACAAUGUACAAAUGUAAAAUACGAAUAAU
This is a messenger RNA of Pungitius pungitius (ninespine stickleback), 1667 nucleotides long. It is a transcript of the gene lbx1a, whose product is annotated as ladybird homeobox 1a. Gene Ontology annotation, cellular component: nucleus. Gene Ontology annotation, molecular function: DNA-binding transcription factor activity, RNA polymerase II-specific; sequence-specific double-stranded DNA binding. The transcript is spliced from 2 exons. Gene Ontology annotation, biological process: regulation of transcription by RNA polymerase II. NCBI's taxonomy places the organism in Eukaryota, Metazoa, Chordata, Actinopteri, Perciformes, Gasterosteidae. The record is from RefSeq and is a predicted model, not a curated record. Bases 455 to 1267 code for a protein of 270 amino acids.